ACAACUUUAAGUUCUCUCUUUGUGGAUAAAUUAAAGUCCCAAUCUUGACUUUUGCAGACGAUAAAAUAUCCAGAUGACAUGUAGUAUUUACACACCUGUGAAGGGUCCCAUCAUCUCAAUAUAAAUGAUUGAGUCUUCUUGUGAACCCUGUCAAGCGUCAGCCGGCUGAAGAUGCCCUUCGCCGUGCCCUGGUGGUAUUUAAGGGGAGAGUGGAGCUCCUCUGUCCCAAUCUAAACUUAGCUCAGCCAGAACCGCUCCUCAUCAAAACGUGCUCCACAAAAGAUUACAAAAGGGAUCAAGUUAGACUUGACUGAGUCCGACUAUUUUGUGGCUGAGCCUCCUAAAACAAGGUGAGUGUAUACUAUGGAUCUCUUUUGGUGUUGCUGUCAAUCCAGUAACUUUUAUUAAUCUCAUGUGAUCGUUUAAUCUUGGAGCACGUUGAGAUGUGUCACUCAUUGCUCACUGCUGUGGCAUGAGGGGUAGACAGACUGACAUUCUUUCAGUUUCUCCUAACCUAUAAACAGAUCAAUGUCGAGCAUGGAUGACUCCUUAACAAAGCCUGAUGUGGUGCUUCUCUGUAUCAACUUGUUUGAUUUCUGCUCUGAGAUUUUGCAGGGUUUUUUUUGUCUUUCGUUGUCUGCACUCGUAUUCCUCUGUCACGACGGGCAACUAUAGCUCGGCACUCAUUCCUGACACAGAAGAGUUUGAAUCAAUUGUGUCUGUGGGGGAGAACUUGAGUCAGCAGGAAACAAUCAUGAUGGAGGAGAAAAUGCAGGAGAAACACUGUGAAGAUAUCAUGAACGCUUCAUCUCACCAAGAGACUCAGAAGACAAGGACAAACAGCUCUGCACUGAAGGCCACAGAACCUGGAAGCAUGUCCACGCAGUCUUUCUCCUCCCUGCUGCCAAAGGCUCUGUCAGCUGUGCUCCAUCCAGCUCUUCCACCAGGCCAGAACUCAGCUUCCCAUCCCAGCAGAAACCCAGAUAACCACUCACCAAACCUGGAACGAUUACAGACAGAGCUGAGAGACCUUCGAGACCAGAUAGAACAGAUGAAGAGCCAGCACAACAAAGAAAUUAAACUGUUAAUGAACGAGCUUGAUGAGGAGAAAAGGAUCCGCCUGACUUUGCAGAUGGAAAUUCAGCGAAUCAAGAAGCACAUGUCCAAAUAAACAAAAGGAAGCCAUCAAAGAAGAGAACUUAUGAAGUGAAGACAAAGAUUUUAUGAACUUACCUGAUGGAUGUUAGUUUUUAAACAAACUCCUACUUCUUUCUGGUGAUGAAGUAUCAGGUAAAGUGGAGAAAAAUGACAGCAGGUGGUUGGAAACUGGAUUAUUGACUGAGCUGACCAGAACAACUGUUUACUCCAUGAAUAUGAGGUGCAGCUGGAGCUGACUCUGCCUGAAAGGCUCCAACAAACCGUUUCCUCUUGAUAUGAACGUUGUAAAUCCUCAAGCCUAAUUAUUAAACUUCAGGCACAGUAGCAUCAAGGGACUUCUUUCAGGAUUUAAAAAAGAAAUCUCAAGCAAAGAAUGCAGCAAAAGCAUCUUUGUAGCACAGAGACAGAUGUAAACUUUUAUCAUAUCUAAGAGUUCAAUUUAAAGAAAAAAGCUGCAAGGCAAUUUAGUU
Oryzias melastigma (Indian medaka) is the source of this 1628-nucleotide messenger RNA. RefSeq names its product SH3 domain-containing kinase-binding protein 1. The coding region runs from base 563 to 1171 and encodes 202 amino acids. NCBI's taxonomy places the organism in Eukaryota, Metazoa, Chordata, Actinopteri, Beloniformes, Adrianichthyidae. The transcript has 6 exons. The record is from RefSeq and is a predicted model, not a curated record.